Cyclocybe aegerita is the source of this 420-nucleotide messenger RNA. The record is from the annotation of a GenBank genome assembly. Lineage: Eukaryota; Fungi; Basidiomycota; Agaricomycetes; Agaricales; Hemipholiotaceae.
AUGGCUGUGCUCCCCGCUGCUCCCCGACAUCCAGGUCCGCCACGGUCCGUCGGUCUCUGUCACGACAGUGUCGGGUCAUGUCACUCGACCUCGCCUCCGAAUUCAACCUCAACACAAGCCAUGUCGUCAGGAUUCAGCUGGGGUGGAGGACGUUCUAGGUGCUUCACUUACUGGCAGGAAUUCCAGAAAUGUUACGCCCAAACGGACAACCCGCAAGAGUGCCGUCCUCAUAGCAAUGACUACCUAGAAUGCCUGCACCACCACAAGGAGAUUAAGCGUGCUGAAGCCAUUCGGGAAGAACUCGACCGCCAGGUUGAGAAACAUCACAAAGAGCAGGCGAAAGCCUCACAUCUCGCUUCCGGAGGAGCUGUCGCUGGUGUUGGUCUGAUACAGAAAGGAAAGGAGGAGGAGGCGAAGUAA